Molecule: messenger RNA, 553 nt
Organism: Gasterosteus aculeatus aculeatus (three-spined stickleback)
Lineage: Eukaryota; Metazoa; Chordata; Actinopteri; Perciformes; Gasterosteidae
Product: ciliary microtubule inner protein 1
Source: RefSeq, a predicted model, not a curated record
CGUUAGCCGGACAGAGAUAAAGACUCACACACACACAGACACACACACACACACACACGUGCGGACGGGACAGAUGGCGGAUUCACAGCGAGCAUCCGAACCCGUCAACUUUGUGCAUCAGGACGAAAUCUGGAAAGCACAUUUAAAAGCUGAGAAGGAUUCGGCCAAAGUGUGGCCCACCAAGUGGGGCUUCCUGACGGAGGCCUACAUGGAGUACGAGAGGGAGAGUGUGAAGCUGAAGGAGGCACUCCGAGAGAAGCAUCCCCAUCAUCACCUGGCGGCACGACCUCCGACCCCUGCGGGAGAAAACGUCAAUGUUGGACCCUCUCCUCCGGUUCCUCAGACAUCUCAGGCCCUGAUUGGGUGGCGUUCGGGACAAUCGCAUCUUCAGCUGGACAAGUACGCCACGGUGCAUCAUGGGAGGCGUAGUUUUCUGAAGGAGUUGGACUGGCCUUUAGGCUCGUGCGGCUGACCACCAUUCUGUGUCUUUUGGGAUAUUUAGUGACUCAUGAAGCUACAAGGAUGUUUUAAAUAAAGAGCUUAAUCAAAUCAA